Messenger RNA from Laetiporus sulphureus 93-53, 4446 nucleotides. RefSeq lists its product as uncharacterized. Gene Ontology annotation, molecular function: protein binding. Bases 1 to 4446 code for a protein of 1481 amino acids. The transcript is spliced from 6 exons. Lineage: Eukaryota; Fungi; Basidiomycota; Agaricomycetes; Polyporales; Laetiporaceae. The record is from RefSeq and is a predicted model, not a curated record.
AUGGCUGCACCACCACUUGAUCUACCUGAGCUACCGGAGGACGUCCUAGUGGAUGUAUUCGGUCACUUGGGCACGCGGAACGAUUUGCUCAAUGUGAUGCUUGUGCAUCGAGCCUGGUAUCCCAUCGCUAUGCAGCUCCAAUAUGCCGACAUAUCGCUGAGCUUCUAUCAGAGUGAUAUGUUCUUCUCCAUUUCGCGAGGCAGACCAUUACGCUGCUUAGAGACUCUGAGCAACAACGAUUUUGCUGCAAGAGCAGUACGCCACCUGACCGUGACGGGUAUCAAUAACGAUGUUACUUGCGACCUCGUCAUAGAAAUCCUGGCCAAGACUCCGGGGCUGCUAUCCUUGGAUUUCCAGGUGGAGAAAGAUGUCCUGGAUAAAGGACCCGCGAAAACCUUGCAGUCUCUGGCGGCCUCAUCCCAGUUUCUCCCAAUGCUCUCCGCGGUCAACUACUAUGACGCUCAGUCAGUGAUGCUGCUGGCUCAAGGCAGACCGUUGCGUACAAUCGGAUUGCCCAUGCCAAUGGACCAUACCGCUUUUACGGCUAUAACGCAGACGCUGCAGCGCCCCGUGGUACCCAUAACUCAAUUGCGCCUCUCUAUCAAACUCCGCGAUUUAGACGACAUUGUGGACGCUAUCGAGACGAUUUGUCGGGCCUUCCCGACCAUCGUAGCGCUGACUCUCACAUUCAAGUUAUCCGAAGUCGGUUCCACAUCGUGGGAGAGGGUCAAGGACGUUCUCCGCAGAACUGGCCCGUCGCUGACUACAUUGCGUUCUCUCGAAGUGUUUAGCCUGGUGAUUUUCCCGGAAACUGUCGACAGGAAUCUCGAGUAUGCCAAGCAAACGAAACGGAUCUGCGAGAUGAUCGUCAAGUAUGUUCCGCAAUUACGCCGGGUAGAAUUUCGAUGGCUGGGGUGGACAAUUGAUCAGGGAGAGUGGAAACUAGUCCCUCCGGAAGAGAUGCUUCGUCAGGUUGAUUACUGGCUAUACAAGAAGACCCGCUCGAAAUCGUAUGAAGCUUGCGGACCAGUGGGAGUCAUCGCUCGCACGAAAUUACGGCGGAACCUGGAGUAUUCCUUCCUCUACACUGAAUUUCUAGCGUACACGACUAGUAUCGAAGACUGCGCCUUAGAUUGUCUGUCACCGCCUGCCACACGCGGCGUUAUGAAGCAGACGCCAACCUUCCUCGAUCUAUUAUCUCCCACAAGAGAAUUGCCGGUACAUCCCGUCCUGUUCACUGCGUUGAUGCUCCAUAACCACCGGAAGCAGUCGGGGACAACCGUGCAUCCACAGCAAGAGGCAGGACAACACGCUGCCAGUUCGAACCCCUUAUUAAGUUUCAGAUUCAAUACAAUAGGACAAGAGCCUUCUCUUUUGAAGCGCUUCAAAAUGUCCGACGAAGACCUUCAGUAUCCGGAUUCUCCCUCUCCCCCUUCGUCGUUGAAGCCGACUUUGCCCGGAGACGCCCGUUCUUCCUUGACCGAUCAUCAUCGUGUCGCCAUGGAUGAACGCACCGUCCAGCCGACUACCGUCCCCACCCAUGAAGAGGAUGACAGCCCAAUGGAAGUCGAUGUAGCCCCUGUUGCUGCUUCUCAAUCGCAGAAGGCGGCUGGAAAGAUGGUUGCGUCGUCAACGCACAAUGUCUUCCCGGUCUCCCCUGUCUCUUCCACCUCACACAGCUUGCAUGUCGCUCCCCAAUUCGCAUACCAGUUCCAUCUAGCUUUACCUCGCCAAUCCUCGCCCAAUACCCCUCUUGCACCUAUACGCCUUCCACCUGAAGGCGAGGCCUCCGGCUCGCAGGUUCCUCCAGAACCACAUGUGGCUACUGUUGCUGCUUUGCCGUCAUCGCCAACUGCUCUCAUCGAAUUGAUGUCGCAAGCGACUUCUGAGCUCUCACAAUGGAGCGAGAUAGACGUUCUCGUGGCAAGAUAUCGUGAUGAGCAUCAAGAAUUUUUACAUAGAAAUCAAGAAUCUCAGCGAGCGCUGCAGCGGGAGAAGGAACAGGCCGUCAAAAUGUGCACGACUGUCGACGCGGUCUUCGCGAGAGCGCAGGCUCUGUGCACGACUCGGCAGCAACGUUUACAGGCUAAGCAAGAUGAUGCAAAACGUUCGCUAGAUGCUCAGCGAGCCGCGGAGCAAAGGAGACAGGAGGAUGCCGCUGUCGAAGCGCAACGCGAACUCGAGAUGCGCGGCAAAGUAGCAGAGCAGAAUUGUCCGGCGCAGGCUCAGCGAAGAGCCCAAGAAGAGAUGAGUCGCAGAGCGGAAGAGAAUGCAGCCCAGGAGGCCGAAGCUAAGCAUGGAGAAGCAAACGCAGCUGAGGCGAGACACAGAGUGGAGGCGAUUGAGGCGCAGCAAGAAGAAUUAGGGCGGCAAAUCUCUAAUCAGGAACAAGAGAACGCGGUAGCCGAACUCCAAAGGGCAGAGAAAACACGAGAGCUGGAGGAGAAGGGACGUCAGGAAACCUUGAGCAAGGCCGAAGAGGAGGCUCAGUUAAUGGCAGAGGACGAGCAACGAAAGGCUGAAUAUGAGGCCAAGAGAGCUGAGAUCGCAGAACUGAAGAGACAGGUCAUCGAAAGAGAACGCGAGAACGCAAUCGCCGCUCGUGCUCAACGACAGGAAGGCAAGAAGCCGCGACCGGAUAUCAAAGCAAGACUGGAGAAGGAAAAGAAAGCUGUUAAAUCACGUCCACCUACUGCAGCGAAAACUGCCAGCUCAGACGUCGUGUCGAAUGAGUCCGCGCAGAAUGUGCCAGAUUCCAAAGAUGUUCCUCAAGGGCGAGCGCUCUCCGGUGAUGUAAUGCCCUCUGCAGCAGCUUCACCAUCCGUCCAUGCCAAUUCGUCUCCGGCUCUUGUUGACGUGCUUAUUGGGUCGGAAGCCAAGGCUUCUGGGAAGAAAGCCAAGGGCCGCAAAAGCAGCGCUCCCAGCACCGGGCCCCAAUCUGAACCGUUGCUCAAAGUGGAUGAAUCUACUAGUAUUGCUCAAGCUGCUUCCACCAUCAUCUCCGAAGAGGGUGAUCCGCACUCUCGUGAUGUUCUGCCGGUACAAGGCGCCCGUGAAGGUUCUAUCAAUGCUCAUGCGGAACGGGUAUCCCGGCCAGCGCAUGGCACAUGUGUUGACGAGAAGAUGGGCAGGAAAUUGUCAUUGGUGUCAGCGAAUGCUGAUGCACGGAGUCCGUUAACAGUGAAACAGGAACAACCUAUCGAUGAUGCAAGUUUGACAGCAAACAUAUCUCAGCCGGAACCAUUGGUUUCAUUGGCCUCCAGAACGCCUAAAUUGCCAAUUUUGGCGGAUCAAUCGCAGCCAGCGGUGAACGCUGAUGUUCGUCACAAUCAGCCAGUAAAUCCCGAUGUCAAGUCGAGCGACCGGGUGUACAAUCCCGCUGCGGGAACUGCAUCAGUAGAUGCGCCCGUAGAUGACACCUCUACCACCACUCAGUUCUCACUCACUGCUAUGUCGUCGCGAGAUAUGCAGCCGGUUUCCCAAUCCAUUUCUCCCUCUGUUCGUUUGUUGGAACGAAUCUCCCAUAACGUGAACACUGGUCCACACUCUACGUUCAACGACCAGACUGCAGAAGCGGAAGGUUGGAUAAAUCGCCCAAGUGCACCAGACCUCAACCUGCACGGGCGGGGAGCUAGUACUGUCGAGGCCAGACCAACGACUAGGUCCAUAUUCGAUCGUCGUUCUCCUCCGCCUCAGCACUCAGCAUCAAGGCAGCGCGGACGCGACCGUCAUCCUCUCUACUCGGACCGAUCGGCUGUGCAGAGGGGGCGGCCCCAAGAGCGUUCACGGAAGCAUGACAGGGACGAUGGCAUGGAGAGAAGCUCGGACGGACCACCCGCUCGUCGCCCAAGGUAUUCGCCUCCAGAGGAACAACAGUACAGACCCAUCGCGCCUGCAGGCUCGAUCACGUAUCUACAAGCUUCAACGUAUGCUGGACCCCUGCGAUCCCGCCAUGAAGCUUUGCCGCCCUCCGAUCGCCAAUAUGACGACGCGCAUUAUGGCCCUGAGUAUGCACCUUACAGUGCGCCUUACGAUGGCCGGGAUGAUGUGUAUCAGAGUCAGAGCAACGGCCAGCACUACGAGCAGUCAUAUCAACCGUCUUCGCAAUUAGUUUCUAGCGAUCUAGGGCGUAUGCAUCCCGCCAUACGGAAUUACGACGAUCCGGGGGCCAGCCACACGGCCUCCUCGUCCCGUUACCAAUCGACCGCCCACGACGACCGGUUCCAACCGGAUCUUCUUGCACGGAUGGGACCAAAUGCGCAAGCUCCUAGCAUUUUGUCUCGUAACGUUGCUCGUGGGCCGCGAACGCCGCCGCAUCCGAUGCAGAACGUGCAUGAUUCCCUUCCCAGAAGACCCGAGACUUCAAUCGCGAGGGGUCGUGGCAGACAACGGCCCCCGCUCAGUCGUCUUAUGAGAGGUAACGACCUUGAAUCCCGCUUGUCCUGA